ACUCAAAAAGCAGUUUACUUCAAUUCUACAUACGUAUAAUACCAGUCUCCGUGGAAAGAAUUUAUAUCACUAUUUUAGAACUACCAUCAAGUAUGAGUCUCGGACUCGUAGGAUCUAACGCCCAUCAAUUAUCUUUCUUCACUCUUUCUACUCAAACAGUUGAAGAGCAAACUCAUUCGAUCUCCAGGAUUUCUGCAUGCAAGAGGAUAAAUAUGUCAGGUCUUUCGUCCUCGCUUCGACCUGGAGGAUACGCUUUUCCAGGACUGUGUCACUUGCUGGUUAACCAGGAAAAUCCUUGCAGACGUGCUCUAGACAAAAACAUAUUCAAGCCAGAGAAAACCUGUUUCGGAAACCUUGGACGUCCUAUUUCCUGUUUAAGCGGUGGAGAAAGAGAGGCAGAUGCUGGACCACAAUCUGAUGCACGUGUGAUUUAUUCUGUAGCACCAGCAAUGGGUCAUGAUAUGGAGGCCCAUCCAGAAUCUAACUUUAGGGUUCCUGCAAUAACGAGUGCUCUUGAAAAACUGGAGCUUACUCCGAAGCACCGUGGUUCAGCCAUCAUUGAACUUCUAAAUUACAAGUCUGCAACAGUUGAUGACAUUGCAACUGUUCAUUCUAAAUCAUAUGUUAGUGGACUUGAGAAGGUUAUGGAUCUGGCUUCUCGAGAUGGUUUGAUUUUCCUCGAGGGAGAUACUUAUGCUACUUCAACAACAUUUCAGGAGUCCCUCAUUGCUGCUGGAGCAGGAAUUUCCUUAGUAGAUUCAGUGGUCGCAGCAUCAAAAUUGAGUAAUAAGCCUCCUAUUGGAUUUGCUCUGGUAAGGCCUCCAGGUCAUCACGCUAUUCCAAAAGGACCUAUGGGUUUUUGUGUAUUUGGAAACUUGGCAGUGGCUGCUCGGCAUGUCCAGCGCGUGCAUGGUCUAAAAAAAGUCUUCAUAAUUGAUUUUGAUGUUCACCAUGGAAAUGGGACAAGUGACGCUUUCUAUGAUGACCCAGAUGUAUUCUUCCUUUCAACUCAUCAAGAUGGCAGUUACCCUGGUACCGGUAAGAUAGGUGAGAUAGGUCAUGGCAGAGGAGAGGGAACAACACUAAACUUGCCUUUGCCAGGAGGUUCUGGUGAUACAGCGAUGAGGCGUGUGUUUGAAGAAAUCAUUGUACCAAGUGCUCAAAGGUUCAAGCCAGAUAUAAUUCUUGUUUCCGCUGGGUAUGAUGCCCAUGUACUGGAUCCAUUAGCUUCUCUUCAGUUCACAACAAACACAUACCACAUGCUAGCAUCAAACAUCAAGCAACUAGCUACGGAGCUAUGCAAGGGACGUUGUGUAUUUUUCCUUGAAGGAGGGUACAAUCUUCAAUCUCUUUCGUACUCUGUAGCAGAUUCAUUCCAGGCUUUUCUUGACGAGCCAAGUUUGGGCAUCAAGUUUGAUGAUCCUGCCAUCUUGUACGAAGAACCAUUGGAAAAGGUCAGACAAGCGAUUCAGAGAGUCAAGCACAUCCAUACUCUUUAAACUAUGUGACGCGGGGGCAUAUUGUGCCUCUUUUGGAAUGUUUUACUAGUUUCUAUUCUUUAGGAGAGAGUUACAGUACAGUAGAACCUCUGUUUAACAAUCUUUUCAAAUGUUGACUAGUUUCAAUUCUUUCAGACGGUGAUACAGUCCGUGGUACAGUAGAAACUAUCAAAAUACCUGUGGGACUACAGUAAAUGUUUUUUUUUUGGAAAGGAUAAAUUCUAAAUUCCUGUACGCGCA
Messenger RNA from Papaver somniferum (opium poppy), 1739 nucleotides. RefSeq names its product histone deacetylase 14-like. Gene Ontology annotation, cellular component: histone deacetylase complex. NCBI's taxonomy places the organism in Eukaryota, Viridiplantae, Streptophyta, Magnoliopsida, Ranunculales, Papaveraceae. The transcript is spliced from 10 exons. The record is from RefSeq and is a predicted model, not a curated record. Gene Ontology annotation, molecular function: histone deacetylase activity. Gene Ontology annotation, biological process: chromatin organization. Bases 93 to 1499 code for a protein of 468 amino acids.